Molecule: messenger RNA, 7203 nt
Organism: Paralichthys olivaceus (Japanese flounder)
Lineage: Eukaryota; Metazoa; Chordata; Actinopteri; Pleuronectiformes; Paralichthyidae
Gene: suco
Product: SUN domain containing ossification factor
Biological process (GO): protein folding in endoplasmic reticulum; regulation of bone remodeling
Cellular component (GO): membrane; cytoplasm
Source: RefSeq, a predicted model, not a curated record
GCAAGUAAAGAGGCGGACGGCCGCCGCACAAUGACAAUUAGCACAGCUCUAAAGUGCGGCGCUUAGCCAGAGAAUACGGUCCUCUGUUCAUUUUUGCUUAGCAGAGACUGUACGCCUGCUCCUCGGCGUUUUUGUGAAGCCGUGAGGGAUCAGAAAAGAGCCCAAAGAGCGAGGAUGUUGGUCCCCGCGGGAAGAUAAUGAAGAGGCUGCGCGUUUUGUUGGUGUGCCUCGUUGUAGCUCUCCUGUGCUGGUACCCCAGUCAACAUGUGUUUUGUUCAGAGCAGAGCUUGUCUGGCCCAGGUCAGUCUGCCAGGGACAAUAACCCUGAUGGCCACAAGCAGGAGCAGGACUCCAGGGAACACAAGGUGGCAGAAGAAUGGACGACACACACAUCAUAUGAUAUGGGACUAGAGACGGAGAGAGCAGCACUAGAGAAGCCCACAACACAAAACAACAAACAACAUGAACGGGUAACACAAUAUACUGUGAAUCCUCAGGAAGCUGAGGUGGAGGAGGCAAAGCCAGACCUAGAGUCUGACACUGUACCUGUUGUUCCUGAGCCAGACCCCCAGAGUGAUUUGAUCCUGAAAACUGAUGCCCAAGACCAUGACCAGGAGACCUCAUUGUCCUCCACUCCAGAACCUGUUCCAGCACAGGGCCAAGUUUCCACAGACAUCCCAGCCCAGGCUGAAAUCCACAGUGACUCUCCUGCUGCUCCCCCCAGUCUGGACUCGAACCCAGUCACACUCCCAGAUGAAGCUGAAAACACACCUACCUCAGAGAGUGCCGGCCCAGCCGACACAGGUGCAGCGCGGGCUGCCAAUGCAGGAGAUGAACUCCCAGUAGACAUCUUUGUCUUUGCUGAGCACUCAGAUUCACAGUGCGGGGUCAUCCCCCCCGAACUGGCAACCUGUGAAAACUCCCCUUUUGGCAUCCCUCUCUUCAGAGCGGACGAGGCUGUCAUAGAACACCAGCAGUCAGACCAGGGAUUCGGUUCUGGUCCAAAAGCAGAGGUCCAGUCUACACCAGGCCUUGUGGAUCAGGAACAACAGCAGAGGCAGGAGCUGGAGGAUGGGCUGUUGGAUUUGGACCAGGAGGGCAACAAUUCCCAGCAUCUGAAAGAACAGCAGGCAGGGGAUGCCAGAGUUGCCAGAGAGACUGAUCCCUCCGUGCCCAGCAAAGAAGAUAUCCCCACCUUUGACGAGUGGAAGAAACAAGUCAUGGAGGUGGAGAAGGAGAAAAGUCAGUCUCUCCAUACCUCAGCCAGUGGCAGCCCCCAUCCAGUGAAGAAGGUCCAGAAGAACUUUAAGAAUAACUACGCAUCUGUGGAGUGUGGUGCCAAGAUACUGUCUGCCAACAAUGAGGCCAAGAGCACGUCAGCAAUUCUCAUGGAAAAUAUGGACCUUUACAUGCUGAAUCCUUGCAGCAACAAAAUCUGGUUUGUAAUAGAGCUCUGUGAGCCUAUUCAAGUCAAGCAGCUGGAUAUCGCUAACUUCGAACUCUUCUCAUCAACACCAAAAGAUUUUCUGGUGUCCAUCAGUGACAGAUAUCCUACCAACAAGUGGGUAAAGCUCGGUACUUUCCACGCGCGUGAUGAGCGCAUCGUCCAGAGCUUCCCACUGGAUGAGCAGCUUUAUGCUAAAUAUGUGAAGAUGUUCAUCAAGUACAUAAAGGUUGAACUCCUCUCACACUUUGGAUCAGAACAUUUCUGUCCCCUCAGUCUCAUAAGGGUGUUUGGUACCAGCAUGGUGGAGGAGUAUGAGGAGAUAGCAGAUUCCCAGUACCCUUCAGAGAGACUGGAGUACUUGGAUGAAGACUAUGAUUAUCCUCCUGGUUACCAACCGUCAGAGGACAAGGCCUCUAAAAACCUGCUUGGCUCAGCGACCAACGCCAUCCUAAACAUGGUGAACAACAUUGCUGCUAACGUGCUGGGCGGCAAGUCGGAGCUGGAGGGUGGAGCAGAAACCAGAGGUAACACAACAACAGAGGAGAAUGAAAAGAAGGGGACUACUGAAGUUAAAAGUAAACCAGCUGAAACACUUCACGACCCUGCAGAACUGCAGCCGGCAGAACCUGAAGACCCUGUAAUUCAGGAGGACUCGAACAUCUCCAAGGACUCCUCCACACCCUCUCCCUCCUCGUCUGACUCCCCUGAGGACAGACAGAUUGUCACUCUUGUAGAGGAGGAGGAGGAGGACGUAGAGCCCAGACAGUCAACUGUCACCCUUAUGGAAGAGGAGAGUGAGGAGGAGGAAGAGAAGAGGGAGGAGGAGACGAGGAGGGAGGCAGACAGGAACCAGUGGGAGAGCCAGAAAUACUGUCCUUUUGUUUCGCUCUCCUCCCUGUCUCUAUCUUGUAUGGCCACUCUACCGGAGCUGCUUCACCGCUGGUGCUCCGCCAGACUGGCGAAGGGGAGGCUCCGCAGCCUACGGCGGAGGCAGCUGAGCGCUAAAACACAGACUCAAGCUGCUGCGAACACCCCUGUCCUCAAACACACACCGUCAGUAAUCCCUGUCCCUGUCCCCACACCUCCACAAGACGUCCUUCCCCUCACAGAAAAAGCUCCAGAGCCCGAGCUGCCUAAGGGCCAAAAUGAGGACAAAUCUCUGGGUGAGGUGCACACCACCUACACACAUCCCCACACUCACAUACCUGAUGCACACACUCCAGAGCUCAGCAUCCUCCUGGAGCCGAGUAGAACCUCCACCAUCCCCCCUCACAGUUUCUCAGACAUCCACAGUUCACUGACGCGGCCGACCCCCACGCAUGGGGAGAAGCUACUACCUCCCAUCAAAGACGCAGCCCUGAACCCUGUCCCUACUCCACCCCUCCAUGUUGCCUCUAUCCCAGAGACGCAGCAGGCCAGCAGUGCCACCCCCUCCCUCACUGUUAGCUCUCCCUCACAGCCUGUGUCCCCUGAGAUGGCCUCUCCUGGUGUUGUGGUUCCUCCUGUCAAGGAGCAGCCCAUUCAGCCUCUCCCCACUGCAUCGAGGCCUGAAGACCUGAUGCCCCCUCCCACUGAACUGCCUACAGCGGCCCCACUCACUGAUACUCAGACAGAUGCAGUACAUUCAGGCACAGAAAGCGGGGACUCACAGAGACGCAAUGUCCAGGCAUCUCAGACUCACGGGGAGCAGGGGGACUAUGUCUCUCAGACCGGAGAACCCUAUCGGGUGGAUGACACAGUGUACGAGGACCUGUUGAGCACUAAUGGGAACAGCAACAUCCACCGGACCGCCACAGACUUCUAUGCAGAGCUGCAGAACGGGGGAGACUACAAUGGCGGGGGGGUGAAUGUAAACGGCAUGCUGUUGAACGGGGGAGCGGUGCAUGGCUCCAGCCAGAAGGAGAGCGUGUUCAUGAGGCUAAACAACAGGAUCAAAGCUCUGGAGAUGAACAUGAGCCUGUCAAGCAGAUACCUGGAGGAGCUGAGCCAGAGAUACCGUAAACAGAUGGAAGAGAUGCAGAGAGCGUUCAAUAAAACCAUCAUCAAACUGCAGAACACCUCCCGCAUCGCCGAGGAGCAGGACCAGAAGCAGACAGAUUCAAUCCACCUCCUGCAGAACCAGCUGGAGAAUGUCACUAAACUGAUGUUAAAUCUCACUGCUGCAGUCGGCCAGUUGCAGAGAGAGGUAUCUGAUCGUCAGAGCUACUUGGUAGUCUCUCUGGUUCUGUGUCUGUCUCUGGGCCUCCUGCUGUGUCUGCAGUGCUGCCGCAGCUCCUCUCCCAGCCCCAGCUCCACUGCUGUUGCGCUGCCCAAGAGCAACCACUACCCCAGCCCUAAAAGAUGCUUUUCCUCUUAUGAUGACAUGAGCCUAAAGCGCAGGGUUACCUGUCCGCUGGUUCGUUCUAAGUCUUUUCAUCUGUCCUCUACAGAAGUAGGUCCAGAUGACUUGUACAUUGUAGAACCUCUAAGGUUUUCUCCAGAGAAAAAGAAAAAGCGUUGCAAGACAAAGUCAUCGGACAAGGUUGAGACUCUGAAGGCAUCUAAUCCCUCUGCUUCCCUCACAAAUGGGGGUCCCCUGAGUAACGGCUUCCACCCCUGCCUCCCUGAGCCAACUCCUGCCCUCCUCCCCCCUCCUCCCCCGCUUCCUCUUCUUCCUCCUCCCCCCCCACCAGUUCCUCCCCCUCCCUUCACAAAGGAGGUGUCGUCGUUGCCCCCGUGCGCCUCCAAGGAGUUCCCCUCCGAGACCAGCAGCUGCUGCUCAUCCACCCACUCCGAGGAGUCCUACACAAGCUGCCUCACCCCUCCCUCCCCCAUCCUCCCCUCUUACCGCCUGUGCAACGGCCACGUCCUAAGCAUCCCCCUCCAGCAACCCCCUACCAAGUCCCGCCAGGAGAAGCGCUCUGUGAAGCGGCGGAAGUCGGGGGGCAGCGCCGCCUCUCUGCCCAGCCUGCAGCAGCUCAUGAAGGGAAACAAGGAGAUCAACGUCGGGACCAUUGGAGUGACAGCCGUCACCGGACAUGUCUGAAAUACACUUCACUUCUACACAACUUUCUAUACUCAUUCACACACAAUCACACACACACACACACACACACACACACACACACACACACACACACACACAAAGGCUAUAUGGUAGCGGACUUGCAAGGAGAUGAGGUCUUACUGCAUCCCAAAGAACCACUUUUCCCACGUGCACCCGGGCGCACCGUGGAACUGACAUGGCUCUGGCAGCAGUAGCUCGACAUCAUCCAGUCCUUAUCCACUCCUGUCAAAGACCUGUUUACGGUUACGUGCCUUUAUAUCUGUUCCAGACCUUUUUAAUGCUAAAAAAAGCCCUGAAAUGUAAAGAAUAGGUGGAGUGGGCAGAGAGAGAGAGACACUGUGGUGGGAGUGAAACAUUGAUACAAGUCAAAUCCAUUGAAGUGUGUUCAAGAUAUUUGUUGUUUUUUCUAAUGGAUAAGCACAUUGGCCUCAACUCUAUGUUUCUUCACACACCAAGAAGUAUCAGGCUGCUCCUUUCCGGCAAAAAGUGUCAUUACGAGAGAACUGUAGAGCAUGACAAACCUCUUCUUUUAUCUUUCUUUCAUUCUCUCUUUCAUUGCCAUCGUUUUUAUCUUAUCCAUUCUGUCUUAGCAUUGCAUCCUAACAUGACUGCAGGUGUUCGUAUGGGACCAGUGUUAAACUUCUCAGACCCUCUAAAUGUUCGUCUCUGUUAGUCUACUCCGAAACAACCGUCAGAGCUGAAUGAAGAAAAUGUCUUUGCAUGGAGUGUGUUCGUCCUUUCACUUGUGUGUCCCACUAAACCUCAGAUUACAAAUACAACAGCAGCAGCCUGUAGAUCCUAAUGAGUUCACAGGGAAAUAACUCCAUGAAGUGUACCUGCUCAAUUAGUUUGGGCUGGGCCCGAAAACAUUUGAUCACACAGCAAAUUAAGAGGUGUUGUGCUUUUUAUCAGUGGACAUUGUGUCUGUGAGGAUGCUUGAUUGUACAGUGAGACUCGACAGGCCAGAGCAAAGCUGAACUUUAUUCUUUUUCUUUCAUAUUCCAAAAACUGAGCCAUAUUCCUCAUGUUACAGAUGUGCUUUGUUUGAAUUAUUGUCACAACUAGUAUGUAAAGUUUUCCUACAGUGUACUGACUGAGGACACUGGGUAGCUGAAUGUUUACUCUAUUGACUCACUUUCUCUCUCGCUCUCUCUCUCUCUCACACACACACACACUCUCACAGACUACUGGGACCCUGUAGUCAAGACUGACAGACCAGUUUUAUUUAUCUAUUUAUUUAUUUAAAUGACUACAGAUUUCUUUAAAGUAGGCACUGGUCUGACAGUUUCCCUUCACUGCAGUGUCACAGUAGUUUAUCACGUGAGUAUAUUAUAAAGAAAAUAUAAUGGUGAAUAUACUCAGCGGUACUGACGCACAGUCAUGGUGAAUGGCUCAACCACGAGGAUCUUCUGUCUUUUUAAUUUAUUGUUUUACAUUUUACCUUAGGCUCUGAUGUUGGAACAGCCCCGAGCUCUGUUUGCCUGAAAUGUCAGACGUAUAUCAGCAGUCACAUGUACCUACAGCACCCUAUGUACCCAACAAGAUAAUAGAGUAUUGAUUUACAUGUUCGUCAAGAUAGUCACGCUGCUGCUCUUGUAUUAGUUCAGAGCUGCUGGGUAGUUGGAAGGAGUGGAAAGAGUGUGUGUGUCUUCUACGUGCUUGUUACUGUGUCUUCGUUAGGAUCAUCUAACUGAUUUUAACUCGCCCACAACAACAUUGAGUUUAAUAUUUAAACACAAUGAGGGGUGAUCAGAUGUUGAAAAAAGAGAUUAACUAUUGUUUGUUUUUAAAUAAUAAAAUCUAACCAAUUCUUUUCUGUAUGUAUGCAGUUUCUGAUUGGCUCUGUGUGGUUGGACUUGUGUAAGCUUUGACAGAGACGGAGAACUCUUCUAACUUUACUCUCAUGACACCUCCUGACCAGCUUCUCUUUACAUAUCUUCAUCUGCCGUGGUCCCCUCUACUUUGCACGACAUUCUCUGUGACUGUGAAGAAUAUUUUUUUUAAAUGCUUGCUUUUAUCAGCCACUCUAAAGUGUUCCCAUUAGGGACUUGAAAUGCUUUAUCUCUCUGAAACACCUGCUUCUCUCACUCGCUCAUGUCUUUGCAGCCUCGCUCUCAUCACCACCCGACCCGACCAGUCUUUUAGUCACCCCACCCCCCCAUGAAUGAUAACGUGCUCUGCAAAGAGAAGGAUAAUGUAAAGGGAACACAGUAAAUGAUUUGGAACACUAUUAAUUUGAUUCUGUAUGUUCCACAAGCCGAGCUAAACAUGAGAUGUGUGUUUUUUUUUAACCCUCUUUGAAUGUGUAUGGUCUUAUGUUUGUGUGUGUAAACCUGUGUGCAUGUGAGAACCUUGUUUUGGUGUUGAUCUCAUGUAUGUGUGAGCGUCUGUGUUAUGAGAAAGACUACUUUAAUGAAUCUACCUAAACCCAUAACACAGCGACUUGGAAGAAAGCCCACGGUGAGGAAUUCUUGGAGCUCAGUGUGCACUUUGUAUGACUCCUCAUGCCUUUUUUUUUUUUUUUUUUUCUACCUGACAUGUAAAAGUGCUAUCUUUUGUUUUUUCUCUCUCUCUUUCUCUCUUUCUCUUUCUCUCUGUGAUUACUCUGAAGAGCUGCACAGUAUUUUUGAGCAGGAGUGAGUUACUGCAAAAAAAAUGUAGUGCCAUUAGAAACUGUGAAUUUCUAAAUAAAAACUUUUGUCGUCUUUCA